UCUCUCUCUCUCUCUCUCAUAAAGAUCUUUCCUUCUUUUCACACUUUUCAAAAGCAAAUCUAAAAGCUUCACUCAUAGAUAUCAAUAGCAUCCCUUUUUUAGUAUAUAUUUAUCCCUAUCUUUCCUUGUCCCUUUCACUUCAUCUCUAUUUUUUCUCAAACAAACACAAACACAUAUCAUAGCCACUCUUUCUUCUUUGAUUUGUGUGCUAACUUUUCUUCUUGCUUCUCUUACAAGAUCUUAUCUCACCCUUGCUUUUAUUCUAAGCUCAAAUUCUCAGUAUUUUUUCUCUGUGGCUAAUAAAGUUACAACAAAUAUAUCUUUUUUUACUAUGAUUCUUUGUUUUUUUCCUCAUAUAAUUGUGACCCUUUUAAUCUUUUUACAGUAAAACUAUUUACAUAUAAUGGAUUCCAAUACCCAUCAACUCAAACAACAGAACCAACCCAAUUCUGGGUUGCUUCGUUUUCGUUCUGCACCAACUUCACUUUUUUCUAAUCUCACACCUUCUUCUUCUGUUGUUGAUGAUAACAAUAAUAAUAAUAAAGGUAGUAAACAUUUUUGGGAUGAUUCUGAAUCAAGAUUUGUGAGUAACGAUAAUAAUAUUUCUGGUUUAUCUUGUUCUAAGGAAAUGAAUUCUGGUUAUGGUGGUGUUGGUGGUGGAUUGCCACCUCAUUAUCCUAGACAUGGUUCUGCAGCUGCUACUUCAAGUUCUGCUAUGGAUGGUUCUUUUGGGUUGGUUGGUUCAUUGGGAAUGGAUCAUGAAACAUCAUCACAUAAGAGUUUUGGUUCAAAUCUUCUUAGACAGGGUAGUUCCCCUGCUGGUCUUUUCUCCAACAUUUCCUUUCAAAAUGGGUUUGCCACCAUGAAAGGUGUUGGAAACUAUGCAACGGUGAAUGGAAAUAACGGAGAACUUAGUCCGUCUAUGAACCGAUUGAGCAGUCAAGUUAGCUUCCCUUCAAGAAACGCUUCUUCGUUGGGAAUGUUGUCACACAUCUCUGAAAUAGAUAGUGAGGAUAUUGAAGCAACUAGCCCUGAUGAUGGAGGUAGCAAUGGUGAUACUACACAUUAUGGUUCUGGAUUCCCCUAUAGUUCUUGGAAUGAUACUCAAUCAUUCUCAGAAAAUCUCAGUGGUUUGAAACGAGGGCGAAGCGGUAACGAGAAAAUGUUUUCUGAUUUUCAGAGUGGAGGACUUGGAAAUCAAGUUCAUACAUUAUCACAUCACUUGAGUUUACCGAAGACUUCAUCCGAGAUGAUUGCUAUGGAGAAGUUGUUUCAGUUUCCAGAUUCUGUUCCUUGUAAAAUCAGAGCGAAACGAGGCUGCGCUACUCAUCCUCGAAGCAUUGCCGAAAGAGUAAGAAGAACUAAGAUCAGUGAAAGAAUGAGGAAAUUACAAGAGCUUGUGCCAAACAUGGACAAGCAAACUAAUACAUCAGACAUGUUGGAUUUAGCUGUUGAUUACAUUAAAAAUCUUCAAAAGCAAUUCAAGUCUCUAAGUGAUAAAAGAGCAAACUGCAAAUGUAUGAGGAUACAGAAGGCAGUUACAAAUCAAAUUCCUUGACAACAUUUCUUAUGCAAAGAUGGCUUAGGAUCGGCUCCUUUUACUAUCAUGCUUAAAAAUAAGUAAAAACAUAUAUAGAAGCUAAUAUAAAAAUGCUAUUAUAUGUUUUUGUGGUGUGACACCAAACGAGAAGAGAUCCUCUCCCGUGAAUAUUUAAUUGGAGGAAGUCCGGUGCAUAUCCACACCAUCCAAAAUUCUGUUAUUUGACUUUAGUCACUCAUAGUCAUUAUAAUGAAUGACUGAGAUCACACGGCAGAGGAUCUGUUCUCACACCAAACAUACAAAGCAUAUCCACAACGUAAAUGUUCUUUAGAUUAAAGGUGUUUCAAUUACACCGAAUAAUAUUUAUUUAUAUUUGUUAUUUUGUAUAGCAUAUAGUAUAUUAAUAAAUGAUUUACUUAUUAA
This is a messenger RNA of Trifolium pratense (red clover), 1963 nucleotides long. RefSeq names its product transcription factor bHLH130. The record is from RefSeq and is a predicted model, not a curated record. NCBI's taxonomy places the organism in Eukaryota, Viridiplantae, Streptophyta, Magnoliopsida, Fabales, Fabaceae. The coding region runs from base 404 to 1558 and encodes 384 amino acids. Gene Ontology annotation, biological process: regulation of transcription by RNA polymerase II. The transcript has 6 exons. Gene Ontology annotation, cellular component: nucleus. Gene Ontology annotation, molecular function: protein dimerization activity; RNA polymerase II cis-regulatory region sequence-specific DNA binding; DNA-binding transcription factor activity, RNA polymerase II-specific.